AUGUCUAACACCCAGAACAAAGCACUGGAUGUAAAACAUCCAGCCCAGAAGAACCCGAAUAAAGGCCCCAGAGAAAAGCUGAUGUACGUAGUGUGCGUUUUAAGCGGAACUGAGUCCCGGGAACCUGACUAUUUGGCCACGGUGGACGUGGAUCCAGAAUCGCCGUGUUAUUGCCAGGUCAUCCACCGCCUGUGCAUGACUCACCUGGAUGACGAACUCCAUCACUCGGGCUGGAACGCCUCCAUCAGCUCCUUUGGGGACACUGGCAUUGAGCGCAACUGCCUCAUCCUCCCUGGCCUGAUCUCCGGCCGUGUUUAUGUGGUGGACACGAGUUCUGACCUGUGCGCUCCCAGCUUGUGCAAAAUCAUCGAAACUCGAGAAAUCAUCAAGAAAACCAAUUUGGGUUUCUUGUACAGAUCACGUUGCUUAAGCAGCGGGGAGGUUUUGGUCAGCGCCCUUGGAGAUGCGUUCGGUGGACUUCUCGUUCUUGACCCAGAAACCUGGGAAGUGAAAGGGAGCUGGGAGUGUCCAGAAGAUGGACACCAUGGGAUGUUUGACUUCUGGUACCAGCCGCGGCACAACGUCCUGAUCAGCGCCCACGCGGGGGAGCCCAAGUUCCUUAUCAGUGGGUUCAGUCCAGACAAUCUGAGAAAAGGGCGAUAUGGCGGUCACCUCGAUGUCUGGGAUUUGACCACCCACCGCCUCCUCCAGUCGAUUGACGUGGGUGAAGAUUCAGGCCCCAUAGAGAUUCGCUUCUUGCACAACCCCAACUCUGUCCACGGCUUCGUGGCCUGCCCUCUAGAGAGCUCAAUCCACCAUUUCUUCAAGACAGAGGGUGGAUGCUGGGUUGCCAAGAAAGUGAUCCAAGUCCCGAACAAGAAAGUAUCCGGAUGGAUCUACCCUGAAAUGCCAGGGUUCACUUAUGAUAUCAUCAUCUCCCUGGAUGACCGGUUCCUCUAUGCAAGCAACUGGGUGCAUGGUGAUGUCCGCCAAUAUGAUAUCACUGACCCGCACUGUCCCAAGCUGGUUGGACAGGUGUUUCUGGGGGGCAGCCUUGAGAAAGGGGGUCCUGUAAAUGUCCUAGAGGAUCUAGAGCUGGAUUGCCAACCUGAUCCCUUUGUGAUCCAGGGCAGGAAACUCAAAGGAGGACCUCGAGCGCUUCAGUUGAGCUUGGAUGGCACGCGACUCUAUGUCACCAACUCUGUUGACACUCCUUGGGACAAGCAGUUUUAUCCUGAGAUGGUCAGGGAAGGUUCGGUCAUGCUCCAGCUGGACGUUGACACUGUGAAGGGUGGCCUUUGUGUGAACCCGGAAUUCCUGGUGGAUUUCGGGCAUGAACCGUGUGGUCCGGCUCGGGCGAAAGGGAUGCGCUACCCCGGUGGGGAUUGCACCUCUGACAUCUGGGAGUAG
Molecule: messenger RNA, 1410 nt
Organism: Anolis carolinensis (green anole)
Lineage: Eukaryota; Metazoa; Chordata; Lepidosauria; Squamata; Anolidae
Product: methanethiol oxidase
Exons: 11
Coding region: 1-1410 (469 amino acids)
Molecular function (GO): protein binding; selenium binding
Source: RefSeq, a predicted model, not a curated record